Molecule: messenger RNA, 639 nt
Organism: Helianthus annuus (common sunflower)
Lineage: Eukaryota; Viridiplantae; Streptophyta; Magnoliopsida; Asterales; Asteraceae
Exons: 1
Coding region: 1-639 (212 amino acids)
Source: RefSeq, a predicted model, not a curated record
AUGGAGGUUCUUAGGAAUGUUAGUCUUUCCAGCGAAAAGGAUAAGUGGUAUUGGUUUGAUGAUAAACAGUUUGGUUUCUCUGUGAAGUCGGUCAAAAAGUCUUUGACAGCGGAAAGAGAAACGAGCCACCCUCCUAACUUUAUAUGGUGUAAAUGGUUGCCCAUCAAAUACAAUAUUAUGGCUUGGAGAGGCAACUUAGACAGACUUCCUACGAGAGUCAAUUUAAGAAGGAAGAAUGUGGAUAUCCCCUCGGUCUUGUGUCCGUUAUACAACGAUUACGAGGAGACGGUGGAUCAUUUAUUCACUACGUGCUCGGUGGCUUUACAGGUGUGGUCGGUUUUCAGUGUUUGGUGCAACAUUCCGCUGCUUUUCUUUUUUGAGUUCAAAGACAUUUUAGAAAGUCACAAGCUCAUAAAGAGUGGUAAGAAGGCGGAGAAAAUCAUCUACAGGUUGGGGAUUAUAGCUUGUUGGUGUAUAUGGAAAGGUAGAAACGAUACGAUUUUUAAUCAAAGGAAAUGUAGCUCGAGUGACAUCAUUAGGGAGUUCAAAUCUAGGGGUUAUGCGUGGGUUAAAAACAGAACUUCUUGUAAGUAUAUUAUAUGGGCGGAUUGGUGUAAAUAUCCCCUGUACAUGUUGUAA